Octodon degus (degu) is the source of this 2570-nucleotide messenger RNA. It is a transcript of the gene Lhfpl2, whose product is annotated as LHFPL tetraspan subfamily member 2. Lineage: Eukaryota; Metazoa; Chordata; Mammalia; Rodentia; Octodontidae. The transcript is spliced from 4 exons. The coding region runs from base 402 to 1088 and encodes 228 amino acids. The record is from RefSeq and is a predicted model, not a curated record. Gene Ontology annotation, cellular component: membrane.
UCCUUGUCCUCCCUGCUGCGAGUUGCCCGCCCUCUGCCCGCUCCUCCUUCUGCUCUCUGGGCUGCCGGUGGCGGCUGGGAAGGAGAGUGGCGCGCGAUCUGCCGGAGCGCGGGGUUGGAAGGCGGCGGCGGUAGCAUUUUCUGAAGUUGUUCAGUGAGAUUUCCCAGGAUCGCUGCAGGCAGAAAUAGGUGAGGCCGCUGUGGCCUGACCACCGACCACCGACCUCCAGACUACGACCAGUGUCACAGCACCCAUGCCGCCCGCUCGAGACUGCGCUGCUGCCGCUGGCUGCAGGAGUGAAUGACCGUGUCUGGACUUCCUUCCCAGGCCGCCAGCGCCGCCUCCAGCUCCACCGGCCGGCUAUUUUGAUUAACCCCUGGAUUGCCACCUUGAACUUCAAUAUGUGUCAUGUCAUUGUCACCUGCCGCUCGAUGCUCUGGACCCUCCUGAGUAUUGUGGUGGCCUUUGCGGAGCUCAUUGCCUUUAUGAGCGCAGACUGGCUGAUAGGGAAGGCCAAGGGCCGUGGUGGCGUUGGGGCUGAGCCGACAGCAGAGGGGAGCCCUGAACUCCCGCACCCCACGCUGGGCAUUUACGCACGCUGCAUCCGAAACCCUGGCUUGCAGCAUGUCCCGCGCGACACGCUGUGCGGGCCCUAUGCCGAGAGCUUCAGCGAGAUCGCCAGUGGCUUUUGGCAAGCCACCGCGAUCUUCUUGGCUGUGGGGAUCCUCAUCCUCUGCGUGGUGGCCCUGGUGUCCGUCUUCACCAUGUGUGUGCAGAGUAUUAUGAAGAAGAGCAUCUUCAACGUGUGCGGGCUCCUGCAGGGAAUCGCGGGCCUAUUUCUCAUCCUUGGUCUUAUUCUCUACCCUGCUGGCUGGGGCUGCCAGAAAGCUGUAGACUACUGUGGCCCCUAUGCAUCUGCCUACAAACCUGGAGACUGCUCUUUGGGCUGGGCCUUUUACACUGCCAUCGGCGGCACAGUCCUCACCUUCAUCUGUGCUGUUUUCUCCGCACAAGCAGAAAUCGCCACCUCCAGUGACAAAGUACAGGAAGAAAUUGAGGAAGGGAAAAACCUUAUCUGCCUCCUUUAGUGUGGAAAGAUACAUUAACGCCAUUUUGUUCCUGUGUAAUCUUGUGAGACAGUCCACGCCGUAUGAAUCAAGUGGAGAAACAGACUUCACCUACCGAAGCCACAUUCCACAGCCCAGGCCUUCACAGGACUCGUGAGAGGGAACACCCGGCUCAGCACAGUUACGCCCUGACUGCAGCUGUGGGGUCCGCUCAGACUCAAUUUUCCCAGGGCUCCAUGAAGGAUAAUGAUCAGAAUCAUGAAGGCACUGUCCCUCUGGCAGCAGAGGACACGUAGUUGGCUGCUAGCCUGACAGGCUGUUUUGAGGACCAAAGAGGAAGUUUCUGGCCUGCGGCUGCAUGUCUGUGCACACCUCUGCCCUAGGAUGAGGUCUCAAGUUGGUGUUUCAGGUUUCUUAGUUCUUUCAUGUGUUGUUUCAGUUGGAAAUUUAAAGAAAGAUCACAAACUCAGUGGGGGUAGGACGUAUGCCAAAGGGGUCCUCUAAAACAGCCUAGGACUUACUCUAGGCUGAAUUCCAAGGGAAAGUGGAUCAGCACACCGUCACUCCAGGGUGUUAGGAAUGUCAGGAGAGACUGAGGACAGCAGUGCAGACCCUGGCCAAGUGAAGACAGUUUCCUCUUCCUGCAGCCAGGCUAGCGCCCAUGCAGGCCCAGCCUGCUGCUCCUUGAGGUUAAGAUUGUGCUGCGAUUGCCGAAGGAAACCUGUUUCCUUCUGGGGACAGCAGGCUCCACCCCAGCUGUGGCACAGGCAGGUGCUCACAGGAACGAACUGCCAAAUCUCGGCCCUGGGGGACCUUUCCUGCUCGGUGAUCCUGCCUUAGUCACCUGGAUUCCCAACCCCUAUAGCAGCAAAACAGGAUUCUUUGCAGGAAAAAGAACCCAGUGAUUGGAGUUAAGCUUCUCUAGUCGCAGGUGUUGAUCCUGAAGACUGAAAUAACAUUAAGCUGCUGCAACUGAACAACUGCGCCAAAGACUUGGAAAGCAGAAUAGGAAGUUUAUGUAAAACCCAAGCUAAACCAAGCUCACAGCACCUGCCUAUGCGUUUACAGAAACAAUCAAACACCACUAUUUCUGAGGAAAAGAGGAUUUAGAACUCAUAAUAUAGUUUCCAUAAGUUACCAAUAUAAUUGAUCUGGGCAGGGUGUAAUGAGAAUCAGCAGAGCUGCCGAAAUCACGCAGCCUGACCUAAUUCGUGUGUCAGAUACUGCAGAGGGAGAAACACCCCUCACCAACUAAAUGCUGCCAUGGCUGGAAGGAUUAAGACUGUGAGUCUCUUUGGGUUUAUGCAUCUAUUCACAGAGGAUGUUAUAUGAAAAAUGUAACAGCUACUAUGCAUCUUCUAUUGGCAAGGUAUUGUGCACUAAGUACCACCAGGUAUUCAGACCUUACUCAAAAGUUACAACUUUGCACUAGUGAGUGAGGUCAAAGCUGUGUUGAGUCUGGAACCAUGGGAGGCAGAACGUGUAACUGCUUUACAGAAAUGG